AUGUCCAUCGCUUUCGACAACAUCGACAACUUCCGAGACGUCGGAAAGACCAUCAACGACCAUCUCGGCCGGCAGGUCGUCCGAGAAGGCGUGUUCUUCCGAUCCGCGCGACCAGACAGAGCAUCCCCCGAAGACCGCACGAAACUUAGAGAUGAGCUGGGCAUCCGAACGGUCGUGGAUCUCCGUAAUAAGAAUGAACAACAGAGGCACCGAGCAGGCCUAACCAAGGCCCUCGCGCCCGGGCAGAUCCCCGGCUUGAAGUACCGCGAGAUCAAGGUGACGGGGGAGCGGUUCCAGACGUUUCUCACGAGACAGCUUGGGUGGUGGAGUUCCUUCAAAACAUCCAUCCUCUUGUUCUUCGGCCACAACGAUCGUGCUAUUAGCAUCCUAAGCCGGGAAGUCAUCCAGCCGCGGGGUCUCGUAGGUAUAGCUUUUGUAACGCUGGAUCAGUCUGGCCCUGAGAUCGCCGAGGCCCUCCGCACCUUCAUAUCCCCCUCAUCCCUCCCCCUCCUAGUCCAUUGCGCCCUGGGCAAAGACCGAACCGGCCUCAUCGUCGCCCUGGCCUUGAUGAUCCUCGGCGUGCCGUCAGACGCCAUCACCCACGACUACCAGCUGUCGCGCAAGGCCCUCGCAGGCGACUACGAGGUUCGACGCGUAGAGUUUCGGAAGCUUGGCCUCUCGCCAGAGUGGGGAGGCGUGGCGGAUAGUUUCGCCGAGAGGAUUGAAUGGCACUUGGAUGUGAAGUAUGGCAAUCUUGAGGGUUAUUUGGAUCGUAUUGGGUUUAGGAAAGAUGAUCGGGAGAGGCUAGUUGACGUGUUGAGUGCGUAGGAUAUAUUACCUAUAACCUAAGUGGUUUAAUAAAAGUAACAUCGCCAAGUUAG
Molecule: messenger RNA, 881 nt
Organism: Daldinia decipiens
Lineage: Eukaryota; Fungi; Ascomycota; Sordariomycetes; Xylariales; Hypoxylaceae
Product: protein-tyrosine phosphatase-like protein
Exons: 6
Coding region: 1-828 (275 amino acids)
Biological process (GO): dephosphorylation
Molecular function (GO): phosphoprotein phosphatase activity
Source: RefSeq, a predicted model, not a curated record